Parascedosporium putredinis is the source of this 885-nucleotide messenger RNA. The record is from the annotation of a GenBank genome assembly. NCBI's taxonomy places the organism in Eukaryota, Fungi, Ascomycota, Sordariomycetes, Microascales, Microascaceae.
AUGCCGAAACCGACCGAAAAUGACAAGCUCAUUACCGACGAUUAUGUCGCUGGCCUACUAGCGAAAGAAGCACAGGACUGCUCCUUGAAGUUUUCGACAAUGGGGAUGGACGCUUACAAGUCAACAAGGAAACCGGCAAACUUGCCUAAGCCAAACACUCGCUUCCUCCGAAAUAUUAUCAAGGACACCAAUAGCCAUAAUGCCGCUCUGAUCGCGAAAGAGGCUGCCGAAUCCCAGGCCCGCCUUGAGCAGCUCGAGAACCAAGACGAGCAGCGCAGGCAGGAUCGCAGAGACAAGUCAGGCAAGUCAGGCGACAUACGAAGACGCCAGAUUGGAGACAUCAACGCCAUUCUUCUCGACAAGAAGUCUAAACGUAGCAAUGAUGGCCCGUUACCUGCGUCGAAGCGCGCAAGGGAGACUUCUUCACAGGUUUCGCAACGCGAGCUGUCUGACAGUGAGCGACGAGAGAAGGUUAAAGGCAGAGAUCGAGGUAGGAGAGACGAUGAUAGGCGGAGGGAUGGUAACACAGAUUACGAGAGACGAGAUGCGGAUCGGCGAAGUUCGCGGCGGCAAGAGACAGAGCGCAGUUCACAUCGGAGCAAGAGGAGGAGAGAAGAUUACAGCGAGGGAGAUGAAGGCGAAGGUUACGAUCCGAAACUAGAUGUCGACGCCGUGGAGAAUGAGGACGAAUGGCCAGACGCCGUCGAAGCCUUUAGGGACCGGCAGAAACUUCGACAGGCGCAAGAGGAGCGCAUGAGAGCGGCUGGUUUUACAGAGAAAGACAUGCUUCGUUGGAAAGAUGGAUCCAAGGAGAAGACCGAAGUCGACGUCAAAUGGACCAAGGCAGGAGAACAGCGAGAGUGGGAUAUUGGCAAGACCUUCUAG